CGUAACAAACAGUCACAGAAGAAGACGAGCUUUCCUUGUUGUCUUUCCUGAGUUGUUAGUUUGUAGAACAUGGAUGUGAACCAAACAUCAUACUGUACUGUGUUGGAUAAGAAGAGCCAGUCUAAAUUUAUUUGCUAUACGCGUAGAAAAAACGGAGUGUUUUCUAUUUCACCAUGCGAUGAAUUACAUUUUUGCUGUAUCAUCUGCUGUAGUUUGACAGAUGCUACUGAUGUUUGGAGCACAGAAUACACCGAGGACACACUGAGCCAGUUUAGACAGAAGUUUGCCUUGAAAUCUACAGAGGAUUAUAUUCUAAAACUCAGGUCAGCCUGUGAUAGAGGGGAUGUGUCUGUUAUGGUCCAUGACACCAGGGCGGAGUUCCAGGUGGGCUCCAGUCCAGGUGACCUGCAUGUGACCUUAUCCAGGCUGGAAGGCCCACAGGCUACAGAGGAGCUGAAGGAGCUGCUGUUCAGGAUGGCUGACAGUCUCUGCCUGCCUGAUGUUACACCCCUGCCUGUCAGUCCAGUGAAAAAUCACCAAAAGCGUCUCACAGACUUUGAGCCCCGGCAGCAGCUGAAUUCUGCUCCAUCAGUGACUGUGAAGAGACGACUUCCAGGGGCUUCCCUCAUCAACCCAGGAACUAAAAAAAAGCUGCAGGCGACUGGCGUGGCCUUUGAUGACGCAGAUGAGGACUGAUCCUGUGGUCAACACAAACCCGUUUUGUCCUCCACGUUCUCACAUUGCUGCUGCACAACCAACACAGAAUGUUUUUUUAACCCAUUAACACAACAUUAUGAAGUUGAUGCAUAUUGUUUUUAUCAGCUGCUCGACUACCUUUGUGACAUUUUUUUUUUUAAUGGUAUUUAAAUAUUUCUCAGUGUGAUGAGUGUCUUAUUCUCAGUCCUUCCUCCUGAGUGAUGCUGUGAUGUUUAUGAUAGGUUGAAUUUUAUUUACAUUAAAAUCUGCAAAUGAAAUAAAGAAUA
This is a messenger RNA of Toxotes jaculatrix (banded archerfish), 983 nucleotides long. It is a transcript of the gene paxx, whose product is annotated as PAXX non-homologous end joining factor. Gene Ontology annotation, biological process: double-strand break repair via nonhomologous end joining. Lineage: Eukaryota; Metazoa; Chordata; Actinopteri; Toxotidae. Gene Ontology annotation, molecular function: molecular adaptor activity. The record is from RefSeq and is a predicted model, not a curated record. Gene Ontology annotation, cellular component: site of double-strand break; nonhomologous end joining complex; nucleus. The coding region runs from base 70 to 696 and encodes 208 amino acids. The transcript is spliced from 7 exons.